AUGGACUUCCCGGGCCGCCUCCUCCGCGAGCGUUCGAGCUCCGCGGCUACCCACGAUAUAAUGAACGAUCCGACUCAUGAUACCGGGAAAGGGAAGGAGAGGGAACAUGAAGAACCGGAUACAUGUCGAAUCUGUCGCGGAGAGGGCACGGAACAGGACGAGCUUUAUUACCCCUGCAAAUGUAGCGGUAGUAUAAGAUUCGUCCACCAGCCUUGUCUGGUGCAAUGGCUGGCUCAUUCUCAGAAGAAGCACUGCGAGCUGUGCAAGACUCCUUUCCAUUUCACAAAAGUGUACGACCCGGAUAUGCCCGAGAGUUUACCGACCCUUCUGUUUAUGAAACAACUCUCGAUACACUGCAUUCGCACUGUUGUUACGUGGUUCCGCUGGGUUCUUGUUGCCUUCGUCUGGCUCGGAUGGCUGCCCUGGUCUAUGAGGGCGAUUUGGAGAGCGCUGUUCUGGCUCGCUGAUGGCCGUUGGUCAAGUGCCGAUGCCUCUCAGCAAGGCUAUCACGGUCGUAACAUGUCUACUCCUUUCAACAAUGCAACACUAGCCAUGAGCUCCGUGGCGUCCGAACCCAGUUCGGGUGUGGGAGAAUCCACCCCGUCAGUGUUUGAAUUCUCUACGGGUGAGCCUAUAUUGCUCAAGCUAAUGAGGAAGGCGUUCUCUACGCUUUUAUUUCCCGCCAUGUCAACAAGCUUUGGCUCUAGCAAUUCCUCCAACGUAACGACGACCCCACUCAGACGUCGACCAUCUUGGCUUUCCGAUGUCAAGUUUUUGAAUACACUGACUCCGUCACCCACCAUCAAUAACAUUCUCAUCGAUACGCUCGAGGGCCAGCUCAUCACAUUGCUAGUUGUGGUCUCGUUCAUUCUGGUAUUCCUUAUCCGAGAGUGGGUUGUUCAGCAACAGCCCCUCGACAACAUUGCGGAAGGGGAGCGGGAGGCGGCAGAUCAGUUAAUAGCUAACCAUCGUCCCCAAGUUGAAGCUCCUGAGCCUGAACCUGAACAACCUGAAGACCUGUCAGAAGAAGAAGCCCCGCAAAAUGGACUGGAUGAUGUUCAUGACGACGAAGCCGCUGAUGACAGGAGCACAGCAUCUGGGCAGCCAGACGAGGAGUCCUUAGACAUUGACUCAUCCCAAACUAUACGUGAUUUGCUUGUCGGAGCCGCUGGUGGUCCUGUUACGCCUCGAAGUCCCCAGGUCGACGAGCCACGUUUCACCAUCAAUAUGGAGUUAUACAGGGAUUUACAGCGCCGUUCUAAUGGCGAUCUUGAAGAAAUGUCAAAGAUCAUUCGUGAAGAGGGUCGUAUUGAAGAACUUGUUUCGGGCCACGCACCCAAAAGACACGCGCAGUCGUCCAAUGGCUACCCACGCUCGCGUCUUUCUGAUUCCACCAAUGCAGAUGCAGAGGCUAUGGAUGAGCCGGCUGUGAAUGAGCCUCAUCCCGCUUCGCCAAAUUGGUCUUUUGCCGCGUCGCUUCCGCAUCGGGAUGACUCUGAUUCUGCUGUGGCCAAUAGUUCUCAUGCGUUUUCGAACCAAUCGGAGUUUCAGCAAGCCUUGGCGCCAGAUAUUGAAUUCAACGAGAAUGAAAACAGGGAAGGAGAGACAUCUUCGGGCGCAGCAUUGAUGGCGGAGAGCGGCGGUAACGGAGCAACUGGCGUGGAUGCGGCAGUCGUCAACACUGACUCAGCUGAGGAAGCACGGAAUAUGUCAGACGCCUCGCAAACCCUGGUCGAAGAUGAUGUGGGUUUGGCCCAGCGAGUCAUAAAUUGGUUCUGGGCCGACGUUGUUCCUGAUGAUCCUAACCAGGGACCCGAACCUGACCUGGAAGAAGUAGUGGCUGAUGAACCUGCUGUUGACGAGCCUCUGGUACACCCAGACCAUGACGAUGACCUAGACGCUGAUGCCAUGCUAGCAGAGAUUGACCCGAACGAUGUCGAUGCGGUUGAAGAAGCCGAUGACCUCGAGGGCAUUUUGGAGCUCAUUGGCAUGCAGGGUCCCAUCUUCGGGCUAUUGCAGAACGGGGUCUUCUGCGCGCUAUUGAUCUCUUUCACCGUGGCUGCUGGUAUAUGGCUUCCGUACCUUGCUGGGAAGGUUGCACUCGUCCUUCUAGCACACCCGAUACAGUUCAUCCUUGGUGUCCCUAUGACGGCGAUCUCGGUCUUUGCGGACGUGGUCAUUGAUACCCUCAUUGGUAGCUUGGGAUAUAUCAUGUACUGGACGAACGCUAUUGGCAAAUUGGCUUUUAGUCCUUUUGCGGCCAUUAUUUCUCUUGAUGAAUGGACGAAACCAAUCGCCAGCGCCUCAUUAUCGCUCAUUGAUGCGAGCAGCCAGCGAUUGAGCAGUGUGGCCAAUACUUUCUUUGUUUUCCAUGAAGCCGAUGUCCCCAUGUUCUCAGUACUCUCCCAUUUAGCUCUGAAGAUUCAUGAAGCACGGAUAGCUUCAUUGUUUCGGUUGGCUUUCCUGCUUGGCAAAUUUGUCCUCUACGAUAUUCCGCUGCAAAUUGGACCGUUAACGGUCACCAAGUUACUCUUUCUCACCCAAGACUCAUCGAGUGCCCGCAACCUUCUGAAUUUGGCUCUAGGCCAGGUUUAUGAUGCCAGCCACGAUAUCUACGCCCGAUUUUUCCUGCCCCCAUCAGCCUGGGUCAGUGCGGAUAUCAUAGGCAUCUCGACAGCUGAUGGUACGAUUGACUAUAACCUAGCUGUGUGGGAUACAAAAGAUCGCACUAUUGCUAUAUUCAUGGGCUACAUUCUCGCUUCCGCUAUCGGACUGGUUUAUCUUCGAGCAGCUCGGUUUAUUUCGGGCACUGACGGAGGACAACGUGUUGAGGGUAUGGUUGCAGAAGGACUUCAUCAAGCUGGUGGUGUGAUGAAGGUCAUCCUCAUCAUCGGCAUUGAGAUGAUAGUCUUUCCGUUAUAUUGCGGCGCUCUUCUCGAUGUAGCGCUGCUGCCUCUUUUCGAAAAUGCUACGCUUGCGUCGCGGGUCGAAUUUACAUCAGCAUAUCCAUUGACGUCCCUUUUCGUGCACUGGUUCGUCGGAACCUGUUAUAUGUUCCACUUUGCCCUCUUUGUCUCCAUGUGCAGGAAGACCAUGAGAAGCGGUGUCCUGUAUUUCAUUCGCGACCCUGAUGACCCAACCUUCCACCCUGUGCGCGAUGUACUUGAGCGAAACAUUACCACUCAACUCCGCAAAAUCGCUUUUAGUGCUCUGGUUUAUGGCGCUCUCGUCAUCGUCUGCCUGGGCGGCGUGGUCUGGGGUAUCUACUACGGCUUCGAUGGUGUUCUUCCCGCCCAUUGGUCGUCUACAGAUCCGGUCCUCGAGUUUCCGAUUGAUCUGUUACUAUAUAACUUCGGAAUACCCCUCGCUAUCAAGUUCUUCAAGCCCUCUGAUGGUUUGCACAGCUUAUAUAGAUGGUGGUUCCGAAAGUGUGCCCGCUUCUUACGGCUAUCGGACUUCUUCUUUGGUGAGAGACAUGCUGACGAAGAAGGCCGGAUUUCUCAACCGGAUGACAGUACGUCUUCUGAUAAAUCUGCGACACAGAAGAUUGACAGGCACGUAUCCUUUGAGAGAGUCCAAACAAAGAGGGACGGGAAGUUUGUCAGAGUCCCGGCUUCCGACCAAGUCCGUAUCCCGAAGGGAAGCCCUGUAUUUGUGGAAGUAAAUGAAGCAAACGAACGAAUUGAUGGGAAGCCUGACACUGACCAAGGACUUCAUGGCCGACUCAAUAACCAGUUUACCAAGGUUUACAUUCCUCCUUUCUUUAGGAGCAGAAUCGCGGCCUUCAUCUUCUUCAUCUGGAUGUUCGCCGCCGCGACCGGGGUGGGAAUCACCAUUAUUCCACUGAUCGUCGGGCGCAGAAUCAUGUCCUACUACCUCCCUGGCGUACCCGUCAACGACGUCUACGCGCUAUUCGUCGGCAUGGGGGCUGCCUGCUCUGCUGCCUGCGUCAUGUUAUCAUGCCGGGCUGGUUUCCUUGUGAUGACGGGCCGCUUAGGUCCGUAUCUACAGUCUCCCGAGCAGGUGAUUCGUACAGCGAUGGGCGCCUUACUUAAUGUAACCAGUGUUCUAUAUGUUGUGGCGUCGUUCUUGAUCUUCCUGCCGUCGAUAUUUGCCCUGGCGAUAGAGCUCUACCUACUGGUUCCGGUCCACACAUAUGCCGGCCACGAAAAGGAUCACGUCAUCCACUUCAUCCAGGAUUGGACCCUGGGCGUGCUCUAUGUUCAGAUGGCAGUGAAAUUGGCUCUGUGGCACACUAGGUCCCGACCAGCUGCAGUCCUCAAGGGCAUCUUCCGUGAUGGCUGGCUGAAGCCCAAUGCCAAGCUCACGACCAGAGCUCUGCUCCUUCCUGUGACUCUUCUUGCUCUGGCGGCAAUCACGCUACCGCUCUCCUUUGGGUUUGUAACAAACAUGGUCUUGUUCUCUUCCCGUCCAGAGCUGCAGCCCAAGGUCUACCGCUAUGCUUAUCCUGUUACGCUAGCGGUGGGACUUGUGACCUGGCUCGCUUACCUUGUUUGCCGCCAGGUCGAAGUGUGGAAGGUGAGCAUCCGAGAUGAAUUCUUCUUAAUCGGAGAACGUCUACACAAUUUCCGCGAGAAGCGAGCAAGAGAUGUCGGUGUAUCUCGGCGGGUGAUUACCGGAUGA
Molecule: messenger RNA, 4644 nt
Organism: Aspergillus mulundensis
Lineage: Eukaryota; Fungi; Ascomycota; Eurotiomycetes; Eurotiales; Aspergillaceae
Product: E3 ubiquitin-protein ligase SSM4
Exons: 2
Coding region: 1-4644 (1547 amino acids)
Cellular component (GO): endoplasmic reticulum membrane
Molecular function (GO): zinc ion binding
Source: RefSeq, a predicted model, not a curated record